ACGCUGUUGCUGCUGAUUGUUUGUCGAGUCCUCAAUGAAGAUUGUUUUUUAGCUGUUUGUUCAACAUUCUGGAUCGUUAACAGUUGUAAGAUGGGGGACCAAGUUGAGCUACAGAUCACUCCUGAGACUCCAGGCAGGCCUUCAGUAAGAAACCCCUUUGAAAGUCCCAAUGACUACCACCACCUCCGUGAAGCCCUGGUGCCAAGCCCAUCUGUCUUCAAAUCCAGGACUUGUUGUAAAGCUACUCCACCCAAGUUUAACUGGUCAAUAGAUGAAAUGGCCAGUCUUCUCCCAGUGCACAUAGAUGCAGAGGAAAUUCAGCGACAGUCUUUAUACCUCAGCCAGACAAGGAUGGAUACUGACAUUGAAGAAAAGCGUCAGAAUGCUAUUGAACAGUUUUUUACCAAAGGAGCAAUCGUGCCUUCGCCCUGGGCCGCACCAGACACCCGUAAAGGCCCUCAGAUGUAUACCAAAAGUUCUAAGUCUGCAAUGAUUGAAGAGGAGCCGGAAAAAAUCUCAGUUGCUUGUCAGACAACUCUUUCAUUACCUUUGGCUUUUGAUUUGGAGAAAAUACUAGGGGAUUAUUACCGCAUCGAGGAACCAUGUGACGCCGUGCACGAGAGUCUCAGUUCCUCCUCCUUAAGAAGGAAACUCUUCCUCGAUGGCCAGGGUGCUUUCAGCGGCUCUGACAGCUCCUGCCCAGCGAGCCCGGAGAGAAUCCACACAACGCAGGGGAGGCUCUUUCUGAACCGAGGAGGGGGAUCUGCAGGAGGGGCAGUAGGCUCUGCGGGGGAACCUGUUUCCUCCAUCUUUGCCUCCCCUUUGUCCUGUGGGGUGUCAGCUCCUACUCCCUCUACGGGUCAGUUCUCGUCGAGUCCCAUUCAUAAUGGCCGCUUCCGGGACUGCAGCCUCGGAAGCAUCACCAGUCCUCUGUUCCCGGACAGGUCUUCUCCUGCCUGCCUGGUCUCCCCCACAAUUUCUCCCAUCGUUUCCCACGCAGUUUGCUCACCCAUUUCUUCAGUUGAGAGGAAGAAGCUGAGCACUUUGACUCCACUUGGCGUUUCCCUGGACAUAAAUCUCCCUCCCUGCAAUGUGAGUCCAUUCGUGGAGGGUUGCUCUCCCAUUCGUAGCUGCUCUCCCCACCAGCUCCUCUGCCACAAUGAGUCUCAGCACAAUGCCAGACCUAAGCCCCGACCCAGGGUCCGCUGCUGGGCGUCCCCUCCCCUCAUCUCUCCGAUCCUCAACCCUAAGCUCCAAGACAAUCAGGAGGCUGAGGACCAACUCUCUCUGUCCCCCCCCUCCUUUGCCUCGUCUUCCUCUUCUCUCCCCAUUAUGGAGCUAGAUCCAUCUUCACCGCUUGCCCACCACGCUCACUCCGCUGCCGCUGAGAGGGUAAACCUGGAUCCUAUGGAACCUGUGAAAAUGGACGAGAGCAAGGACUCAGAGAUGGAAGGGAGGCUGGAGGAUGAAGAGGAGGAAGGUGGAUUGCUUUCGGGACAGCUGACCAGCUCUCGUAUGGGCAAUGUGUCGCCAAUAGAAGGCUCUCGUAUGUUUGUAUCUAUUCUGGCAGAGGGGAGCAGCAUACCCUUCGAUUCCAGCAUGCAGGUAGACAGUGGGUACAACACUACCUCAGCGGGCACUGCCAGUCUUAUAGAUGGACUCGGCUCAGACUGUCAUGGCAGAGAGUCCUUCAGUUCGACCAUGGCAGAAGAAGCCUUCCAACCCCCUCGAUACAUUAAAGUAAAGGCAUUUUAUCCUCACCACUGAGCCAUUUAAAGGUUCGCCUCUUCCAGUGGAAACAAAGUUCACACUAUAUUUUGAAGCAUUUAUGUGUUUUAAGGUGAAUUGGGUCAACUAAUCAAUGCAGUAUAAACUGAGGGGUUUCACAAGUGAAUGUUAGACUAGUUAAUAGACUAAACGUUUUCCAGUUCUUUGGGACCUGGUAUUGUAUAAUGUUGUGGUAAGGGGGAAGAGAAAUAAGUAAAUGCUGUAUCAAACUUGCACAAAUACCUCUGUUAUGCUGGAUUUAUGCUGAAGUCAUAAUUUCAGUUUUGUUUGGUGCCAACAUGAUCUCCCAGAUUGAUCCUGAGUUUCAGAUGACAUCAGAUUUGUACUGUACUUAUCUUUUUUUUAUUUAAACAAUUUACCAUGUUUUUAUACAAGCUUUUUCUUGUUUUGAACUAAUUGUUUAAAUUCAGGUUACCUGUGCAUCUUAUUUGGAUUGUCAGAGUAUUUAUUUCUGAAUAAGACACAUAAUGCCACUAAUUCAAAGCCUAUUGAGCCAUACUUAAAGCAUGGGCUGUAUCGCUGUCACAUAAAUAAAUUAACUUGAAUUCUU
Trematomus bernacchii (emerald rockcod) is the source of this 2338-nucleotide messenger RNA. It is a transcript of the gene bora, whose product is annotated as bora aurora kinase A activator. The record is from RefSeq and is a predicted model, not a curated record. Bases 91 to 1767 code for a protein of 558 amino acids. The transcript is spliced from 12 exons. Gene Ontology annotation, biological process: activation of protein kinase activity; regulation of mitotic spindle organization; regulation of mitotic nuclear division. Lineage: Eukaryota; Metazoa; Chordata; Actinopteri; Perciformes; Nototheniidae. Gene Ontology annotation, cellular component: nucleus; cytoplasm. Gene Ontology annotation, molecular function: protein kinase binding.